Messenger RNA from Mercurialis annua (annual mercury), 11765 nucleotides. Its product is annotated as protein SPIRRIG. Bases 439 to 11229 code for a protein of 3596 amino acids. Gene Ontology annotation, molecular function: protein binding. Lineage: Eukaryota; Viridiplantae; Streptophyta; Magnoliopsida; Malpighiales; Euphorbiaceae. The transcript has 19 exons. The record is from RefSeq and is a predicted model, not a curated record.
AAGGGUUUGUUUUAAGCCGGUGUUAAAAAUGUUCGUAGUGUAUUAAUCGAACAAUUAAUAAUACUAAUCAUCGUCAUUUCUUCUCCUUUCUUUCUCAACAGAAGUCGCGUUUCAGUUCCAUUUCCCCCUUCUCCUUCAUUCUAGGGCUCCGUCGCACAAACUAUAACAGAUUAAUCAUUUAAAUUUUUUUAAAGCCGCUAAAUCGAUCAUUAAAACAGAAUUUAAAAUUCAUAAUUAUAAUAAUCCCUAGAUCUUGAUCCAGCUGAAAUUUGUGUUUAUUUUAAUAAUGCGUGUAUUGUGAACGGCGAUUGAGAAGAUUAGACCUCUUCUAAUCGGCGAGAAGAGGUCGGGAUCUGGUGGUUGCGUGCGCAUUGAUGAGAAGGUGAAGCUCUGUGAUGAGAGAUAGGGUUUGGAGGUGAAUAUUUUGAGAGGAGGAAGAUGAAAUGGGUGUCGUUGCUUAAGGAUAUCAGAGAUAAGGUUGGAUUGACUAAUUCGCCGACCACUGCAACUUCUACUACUACUCCUACAACAGCUACUGGUUCCCCGUCGCCUUCGUCUUCUGUUUCGUAUUUUAAUCGCGAUAGUAAUGCUUCUCUUCAUGACUUCACAUCUUCUCCUACCAGAGACAGACAUGAACUGGAAUUGGACUUUAAGAGAUUUUGGGAGGAGUUUCGUUCAUCAAGUUCUGAGAAGGAGAAAGAAGUGGCCUUGAAUUUUACUAUCGAUACUUUUUGUAGAUUAGUGAAGCAUCAAGCUAAUGUAGCCCAAUUAGUUUCCAUGUUAGUUGAAACACACAUAUUCUUGUUUGUUUUGGGAAGAGCAUUUGUCUCCGACAUAGAGAAAUUAAAGAUCAGUAACAAAACAAGAUCUUUGGAUGUAGAGAAUGUAUUAAGAUUUUUUUCAGAAAUCUCAAAGGAUGGAAUCAGUCCUGGUUCAAAUUUGUUAACUGCUAUAGAAGUCCUUGUAUCAGGGCCUAUUGACAAACAAUCUCUCCUGGAUUCUGGGAUUUUGUGCUGUCUUAUUCAUAUUUUGAAUGCCCUUCUCAAUCCUGAAGUUAAUCAAAGACAAAAGGUCUCGAACUCUGAAGCGCCUCUGGCUUUUGAAAAAGAUUAUGAUGAUGUUGCGCAAGUUCGUCGGCUUGAGGUAGAAGGAAGCAUAGUGCAUAUAAUGAAAGCAUUGGCAAGCCAUCCUUCAGCAGCACAGAGUUUGGUUGAGGAUGAUUCACUUCAGUUGCUAUUUCAGAUGGUUGCUACUGGAUCUUUAACAAUCUUUUCUCGAUAUAAAGAGGGUCUUGUUCCACUGCACAGCAUACAACUUUUUAGGCAUGCAAUGCAGAUACUUGGUCUUCUUCUGGUCAAUGACAAUGGGAGCACUUCGAGAUAUAUACGAAAACAUCAUCUGAUAAAAGUUCUCUUAAUGGCAGUUAAAGAUUUCGAUCCAGAUUCUGGAGAUUCUGCUUAUACUAUGAGCAUCGUGGAUCUGUUGCUUGAAUGUGUUGAAUUAUCAUAUAGAUCUGAAGCUGGUGGUGUCAGGCUUAGAGAAGACAUACAUAAUGCACAUGGUUAUCAAUUCCUUGUUCAGUUUGCAUUAGUACUAUCUUCCAUGCCACAAAAUCAAGACACUCAUUCUACUCAUUCAAACAGUUCCUCUAACCAAGAAUAUACUUUUGAUGGCUCUCAUGCACAAAAUGAUGGAGAGCGAAGAGAUUUGAGAAGCAAAGACGAUCUCUCACUGAAGCCUUUAUCACCUGCAUUAUCUAGGUUGCUUGAUGUUCUUGUUAAUCUGUCUCAAACUGGUCCAGUGGAAUCUGCAGGGUCAUCUGGGGGAAAAGUUUCAAGGGCUUCUCACAUCAAGGCUUCUGGCCAUAGUAGAAGUCGCACACCGUCUCUUGAUCGGCUUGCUGAUGAAAAUUGGGAGAAGGACAAUACCAAAGUUAAAGACCUUGAAGCAGUCCAGAUGUUGCAAGACAUUUUUCUUAAGGCAAACAGCCGACAACUUCAGGCGGAAGUACUAAAUAGAAUGUUCAAGAUUUUCUCAAGUCACCUUGAAAACUAUAAAUUGUGUCAGCAGUUACGGACUGUUCCACUUUUUAUCCUAAAUAUGGCUGGUUUUCCGCCUUCCUUACAGGAGAUAAUCUUGAAGAUUCUUGAGUAUGCUGUGACCGUUGUGAAUUGUAUUCCGGAGCAAGAAUUGCUGUCUCUUUGUUGCUUAUUGCAGCAACCAAUAACAUCGGAAUUGAAGCUGACAAUACUCUCUUUUUUUGUGAAGCUUUUAUCCUUUGAUCAGCAAUACAAGAAAGUCCUGCGAGAAGUUUGCGUGCUGGAAGUUCUGUUAGAUGAUUUGAAGCAGCACAAGUUUCUUUUGGGUUCUGAUGAGCAAAGUGUUAAUCCUAAUCCUUCAGAAAGAAAAUCUGGCUCAAGAAGUUUCAAGAAGCACUUAGACAGCAAAGAUGUUAUUAUUUCUUCACCCAAGAUGAUAGAAUCUGGUUUAGGAAAAUUCCCCAUCUUUGAAAUUGAGGACACGAUUUAUGUUGCAUGGGAUUGCAUGGUCUCCUUAGUGAAGAAAGCUGAAGCUAAUCAGGCAUCAUUUCGUUCAGCUAAUGGUGUGACAACUAUUCUUCCUUUUCUGGUGUCUAAUGUUCAUCGUCCUGGGGUACUCCGCGUAUUGUCAUGUUUAAUCACUGAAGAUGCUGCACAGGCUCAUCCUGAAGAACUAGGGGCAGUUGUUGAAGUUCUCAAAAGUGGAAUGGUCACAAGUAGCGCUGGACAUCAAUAUAAACUUGAAAAUGAUGCAAAAUGUGACACGAUGGGUACCUUGUGGCGUGUGUUGGGAGCUAACAAUUCUGCUCAGAGGGUCUUUGGUGAAGCCACUGGGUUUUCUCUUCUUUUGACCACACUACACAGUUUCCAAGGUGAUGCAGGCCUGACGGAUGAAUCUUCUUUAGGGGUUCAUAUUAAAGUUUUUACAUACUUGUUACGCCUCAUUACAGCUGGAGUUUGUGACAAUGCUAUAAAUAGGACAAAGUUGCAUUCUAUAAUAUUAUCCCAAACAUUUUAUGAUCUGCUAUCUGAGUCUGGCUUGCUUUCUGUGGAAUAUGAAAAGCAAGUCAUACGGUUGUUGUUGGAGCUAGCUAUUGAAAUUGUACUUCCACCAACAUUAUCAUCUGAGAGUGCUACAGCAGCGGAUGUGGUUGAACCUGAGUCAAUUGGUUCUCUUAUAACGGCCCUGGGCCUCUUUAAUCCCGAUAAGGAACGAGUUUACAAUGCUGGUGCUGUUCGAGUUCUCAUCCGUUCACUCUUGCUCUUUACUCCCAAGGUUCAGUUAGAAUUGCUGAAUCUUAUUGACAGGCUUGCUCGUGCUGGCCCCUUUAAUCAGGAAAACCUUACCUCCGUAGGUUGUGUGGAGCUUCUACUAGAGAUCAUUCUUCCUUUCCUUUCUGGCACAUCUCCAUUACUUUCUUAUGUGCUGAAGAUUGUGGAAGUUCUUGGUGCAUAUAGGUUGUCAGCAUCAGAACUUCGACUGCUUAUUAGAUACAUUCUACAAAUGAGGUCGAUGAAUUCUGGCCAUAAUCUUGUUGAUAUGAUGGAAAGAUUGAUUCUCAUGGAAGAUAUGGCCUCAGAAAAUGUUUCUUUGGCGCCAUUUGUUGAGAUGGACAUGAGUAAGACUGGUCAUGCUUCUGUUCAGGUGUCUCUCGGAGAAAGAUCUUGGCCUCCAGCUGCCGGUUAUUCAUUUGUUUGUUGGUUUCAGUUCAAAAAUUUCUUGAAAUCACAGGUAAAGGAGACAGAACUUUCCAAAGCUGGCCCAUUUAAAAAGCAGAGUGGUUUUAGUGGUCAGCACAAUGAUCGCCAUGUUCUUCGGAUAUUUUCUGUUGGUACUGCAAGUAAUGAAAACACAUUCUUUGCUGAGCUUUAUCUUCGGGAUGAUGGCGUUCUAACCCUUGCUACGAGCAACUCUUCCUCCUUGUCAUUUCCUGGAUUAGAAUUGGAAGAAGCAAGGUGGCAUCACCUUGCAAUUGUUCAUAGCAAACCAAAUGCUCUUGCUGGUUUGUUUCAAGCUAGUGUUGCUUAUGUCUACCUCAAUGGAAAGCUCAGGCAUACAGGGAAGCUAGGAUAUUCUCCAUCGCCUAUCGGCAAACCCCUGCAGGUAAUCAUCGGGACACCACCUAGUUGUGCAAGAGCCAUUGAUUUGACAUGGAAACUUCGUUCCUGCUAUCUAUUUGAAGAGGUGCUUACAUCAGGGUGUAUAUGUUUCAUGUACAUUCUUGGCCGAGGAUAUAGAGGGCUCUUUCAAGAUUCAGAUCUUCUUCGUUUUGUCCCUAACCAGGCUUGUGGUGGUGGAAGCAUGGCCAUCUUAGAUUCAUUAGAUACUGAUUUACCCUUGGCAAACACUCAAAAGCUUGAAAGUGCUGUAAAGCCCGGAGAUAUCAAGUCCGACGGCAGUGGCAUUGUUUGGGAUUUGGAGAGGCUAGGAAACCUUUCAUUGCAGCUCUCUGGAAAGAAACUUAUAUUUGCAUUUGAUGGAACUUGCACUGAAGCUGCUCGAGCAUCUGGGACAUUUGCACUACUCAAUCUGGUUGAUCCCAUAUCAGCAGCGGCUUCUCCUAUUGGUGGUAUACCACGAUUUGGACGUCUACAUGGGGAUAUAUAUGUUUGUAGGCAGUGCGUGAUUGGAGAUACAAUCCGUCCUGUUGGUGGGAUGUCUGUUGUCCUGUCCCUUGUUGAGGCUGCUGAAAACAGGAAUAUGCUUCAUAUGGCGUUGACGUUACUGGCCUGUGCCCUUCAUCAAAAUACCCAGAAUGUUAGAGACAUGCAAAUGUAUCGGGGAUACCAUUUGCUGGCUCUAUUUCUGCGUCGUAGAAUGUCACUGUUUGACAUGCAAUGUCUUGAGAUAUUUUUCCAAAUUGCUGCAUGCGAGGCUUCAUUUUCUGAACCAAAAAAGUUGGCAAAUUUAAAAACUACCUUGUCGCCUGCUGCAACUAUGCAGGAAGCUGGUUUUGAGAAUCUUACUUUGUUAAAGUUUCAUGAAGAAACUUCUUCAUCAGGAUCUCAUGGAGAUAUGGAUUCAUUUAGUCAUAUUUCAGAGCUGGAAAAUGCUGAUAUGCCAGUUGAAACGUCAAACUGUAUAGUCUUGUCAAAUGCAGAUAUGGUUGAGCAUGUCUUGUUGGAUUGGACAUUGUGGGUGAUCGCUCCUGUCUCAAUUCAAAUUUCCCUUUUGGGAUUUCUUGAGCAUUUAGUGUCUAUGCAUUGGUAUAGGAAUCAUAACCUCACAGUUUUACGGAGAAUUAACUUAGUUCAACAUUUACUUGUGACUCUACAGCGUGGUGAUGUUGAAGUUUCAGUUUUGGAGAAGUUGGUUGUUUUGCUAGGGGUAAUUCUGGAAGACGGGUUUCUAACAUCUGAACUUGAAAAUGUGGUUAGAUUUGUGAUUAUGACAUUUGAUCCUCCUGAACUAAAACCACGACAUCAAAUACUGAGAGAGCCCAUGGGUAAGCAUGUAAUCGUAAGGAAUAUGUUGCUGGAGAUGCUUAUAGAUCUUCAAGUAACCAUCAAAUCAGAGGAGUUGCUAGAGCAGUGGCAUAAGAUUGUGUCAUCAAAAUUGAUUACAUAUUUUCUUGAUGAAGCUGUCCACCCUACUAGUAUGAGAUGGAUCAUGACUCUUCUUGGUGUUAGUCUUGCUUCUUCUCCUACAUUUGCACUUAAAUUUCGUACAAGUGGUGGUUAUCAGGGUUUGAUGAGGGUGCUUCCAAGUUUCUAUGAUUCUCCAGAUAUAUAUUAUAUUUUAUUUUCGUUGGUAUUUGGAAAGCCUGUUUAUCCUAGAUUGCCGGAGGUUCGCAUGCUUGAUUUUCAUGCACUUAUACCCAGGGACUGUAGUCAUGUUGAUUUGAAAUUUGUGGAACUUAUGGAAUCUGUGAUUGCAAUGGCGAAAUCUACAUUUGAUAGGUUGAGCAUGCAGUUAAUGGUUGCUCAUCAAACUGGAAGUCUUUCCCAGGUUGGUGCGAGCCUUAUUGCAGAGCUCAUGGAGGGGAAUGCGGACAUGGCUGGUGAGCUUCAGGGUGAAGCUCUGAUGCAUAAGACUUAUGCAGCACGCUUAAUGGGCGGUGAGGCAUCAGCUCCUGCUGCAGCAACCUCAGUCCUAAGAUUUAUGGUUGAUCUAGCAAAGAUGUGUCCUCCUUUUUCCGCUAUUUGCAGAAAGCCGGAAUUUCUCGAGAAUUGCAUUGAACUUUAUUUUUCUUGUAUUAGGGCAGCUUAUUCAGUGAAUAUGUCAAAGGCACUCUCUGAGAAAACAGAAGAGAAGAAUUUGAAUGAUUGCGAUGACACUAGUAGUUCUCAAAAUACAUUCUCAAGUUUGCCGCAUGAACAAGAACAAUCUGCCAAGACCUCCAUCAGUGUUGGAAGCUUCCCGCAGGCACAUGCGAGUACAAGUUCUGAUGACACAUCUGUGCCCCAAAGUUAUGUACAGGACGAUAAAGAGAAGAUUAAGAUCAGUGCUCUUAAUCGGGAUAUGGAAGAAUCAGCUCGCACAGGUCUUGAAACUGUUCAAAACAUGGAUGGGGAUAUUGUUGACCAGGUGUCUGCCAUCUCUAGUUCAAAUGAAUUAAACAUCCAAAAUAUUAACAGUACAAUGGAUUCUAUUCAUCUGGCAGACAGCCAGAGUUCGGCAUCUCUCAACAUAUUAGAUUCUCCCAUUAUGUCCGAGAAGUCAACUUUAAGAAUCCCGUUUACAUCCUCUUCAUCUCCUGUGGUUGCACUAACAUCCUGGCUUGGAGGUGCAAGUCAGAAUGAAUCUAAAUCUUCCUUUCAAGCUAGUCCUUCCAUGGAGUCCUCUAUUUCUUUCAGCGAAUUUGAUGCAUCUCUAGAUGUCAAGUUGCCCCAAGGGUCAACUGCUGCAAACUCGUCUUACUCUGUCAGCGCAAAGUUACUCCUUGAAAUUGAUGACUGUGGUUAUGGGGGUGGUCCAUGUUCUGCAGGAGCUACUGCUAUGUUAGAUUUUAUGGCAGAAGUGCUUUCUGAUUUUGUAACAGAGCAAAUAAAAGCAGCUUCGAUUAUUGAGGGCAUCCUAGAAAUGGUUCCUUUAUAUGUUGAUGCUGAACCACUAUUAGUUUUUCAGGGCUUGUGUCUUAGCAGGCUUGUGAACUUUGUGGAAAGACGUCUUCUGCGUGACGAUGAGGAAGAUGAGAAGAAGUUAGACAAAAGUAGAUGGUCAUCAAACUUAGAUGCAUUAUGCUGGAUGAUAGUGGACCGUGUUUACAUGGGUGCUUUUCCUCAACCUGCUGGGGUGCUGAAAACUUUGGAGUUCUUGUUGUCAAUGUUGCAAUUGGCAAAUAAAGAUGGUCGAAUUGAAGAGGCGGCUCCAGCAGGAAAGAGUCUCCUAUCUAUAACCAGGGGAAGUAGGCAGCUUGAUGCUUAUGUUCAUUCACUUCUUAAAAACACUAAUCGCAUGAUAUUGUACUGUUUUUUGCCAUCUUUCCUGGCCACCAUUGGAGAAGAUGAUCUCCUUUCAUGCUUAGGUUUGCAUAUUGAACCCAAGAAGAGGUUGUCCCUUAAUGCAUCACAAGAUGAGUCAGGAAUUGAUAUUUGCACUGUUUUGCACUUAUUGGUUGCUCACAGGCGAAUUAUAUUCUGUCCCAGCAAUCUUGAUACUGAUUUGAAUUGCUGCCUUUGUGUAAAUCUAGUUUAUCUUCUCCUUGACCACAGACGAAAUAUUCAAAAUGUGGCAAUUGAUAUUUUCAAGUAUCUACUGGUGCAUCGCAGGCCCUCACUAGAAGACCUUCUUGUAAGCAAACCAAAUCAAGGACAGUUUAUGGAUGUACUACAUGGUGGUUUCGAUGGACUAUUGACUGGCAAAUUAUCCGCAUUCUUCGAGUGGCUUAAGAAUUCUGAACAGAUAGUGAACAAAGUAUUGGAGCAGUGUGCAGUGAUUAUGUGGCACCAAUAUAUUGCUGGAUCGGCAAAAUUUCCAGGGGUGAGAAUAAAAGUUAUGGAGGGUCGUCGUAAGAGGGAAAUAGGAAGAAGAUCACGGGACAUUAUGAAGCUAGACCUACGGCAUUGGGAGCAGGUAACUGAACGUAGAUAUGCAUUGGAAGUUGUUCGUGAUGCAAUGUCUACUGAGUUGAGAGUUGUCCGCCAAGAUAAAUAUGGUUGGAUUCUCCACGCUGAAAGUGAGUGGCAAAAUAUUCUUCAACAACUUGUACAUGAACGGGGAAUAUUCCCAUUGCGUAAAUCUGCUGUAACUGAAGAACCCGAAUGGCAGCUUUGUUCCAUUGAAGGUCCUUACAGGAUGCGCAAAAAGCUGGAGCGCUGCAAAUUGAGGAUUGAUACCAUCCAAAAUGUUCUCAGUGGGCAGUUUGAAUUAGGAGAUGUGGAGCUAUCAAAAAAACACGAGGAUGGCCCUGAUGCAUCUGAUACCGACUCUGAAUUGUUUUUCAACCUUUUGACCGACAAUGUUGAGCAGAAUGGUGAUGAUCAUGAGAUGUAUGGCGAGUUUUUUAAACAACCAGGUGAUGCUAAAGGUGUAGCUUCUGCUAAGAGUGGAUGGAAUGAUGAUAAAGCUAGCAGUGUUAAUGAAGCGAGUCUUCACUCUGCUCUAGAGUUUGGUGUCAAGUCUAGUAUAUUGUCUGCCCCAGCAUCGGAGAGCCUGCAUGAAAGAUCUGACCCAGGAUCUCCAAGACAUUCAUCUUCAAAUAAACUUGAUGAUGUCAAAGUCUUGGAUGAUAAAUCAGCUAAAGAGCUGAAUGAUAAUGGUGACUAUCUGAUUAGACCAUACUUGGAACCUCUUGAAAAAAUACGUUUCAAAUAUAACUGUGAGCGAGUUGUGGGUCUGGACAAACAUGAUGGUAUAUUUUUGAUAGGAGAAUUUUGUUUGUAUGUAAUUGAGAACUUUUACAUUGAUGAUUCUGGGUGCAUUUGUGAAAAGGAUGGGGAGGAUGAACUCUCUGUUAUUGAUCAGGCUUUAGGUGUAAAGAAGGAUGGCAGCAUUGAUUUCCAGUCCAAGUCAACUUCAUCCUGGAACACAGUGGUAAAGACAUCUGUUGGGGGGAGAGCCUGGGCCUAUAAUGGUGGUGCAUGGGGCAAAGAGAAAGUGUGUACUAGUGGUAAUUUACCUCAUGCCUGGCACAUGUGGAAACUUAAUAGUGUCCAUGAGCUUUUGAAACGUGAUUACCAGCUCCGUCCUGUGGCUAUUGAGAUAUUUAGCAUGGAUGGAUGUAAUGAUCUUCUGGUAUUCCAUAAAAAAGAGAGAGAAGAGGUGUUCAAAAAUCUGGUUGCGAUGAAUCUUCCCAGGAAUAGCAUGUUGGACACUACAAUUUCAGGAUCAACUAAACCAGAAAGCAACGAGGGCAGUCGUCUAUUCAAGUUAAUGGCUAAAUCCUUCUCAAAAAGGUGGCAGAAUGGAGAAAUUAGCAAUUUUCAAUACCUCAUGCAUCUAAACACAUUGGCUGGGCGUGGGUACAGUGAUCUGACACAAUAUCCAGUGUUUCCAUGGAUUUUAGCAGAUUAUGAGAGUGAAACUUUGGACUUCUCCAACCCCAAAACAUUUCGUAAGUUAAACAAACCAAUGGGCUGUCAGACUCCUGAGGGUGAAGAGGAAUUUAGGAAAAGAUAUGACAGUUGGGAUGAUCCAGAAGUUCCAAAAUUUCAUUAUGGUUCUCAUUAUUCCAGUGCUGGAAUUGUUCUCUUUUAUCUUCUCCGGCUACCACCAUUUAGCUCAGAGAAUCAGAAACUUCAGGGUGGGCAAUUUGAUCAUGCUGAUCGUCUGUUCAAUAGUAUUAGAGACACUUGGUUAAGUGCAGCAGGGAAGGGCAACACCUCUGAUGUGAAGGAAUUGAUUCCUGAGUUUUUCUACAUGCCAGAAUUUCUUGCAAAUAGGUUCAACCUUGAUUUGGGAGAGAAACAAUCAGGAGAGAAGGUUGGUGAUGUUGUCUUGCCUCCUUGGGCCAAAGGAAGUGUCAGGGAAUUUAUUAAGAAACACAGAGAAGCCUUGGAGUCUGAUUAUGUUUCAGAAAAUCUGCAUCACUGGAUAGAUCUCAUAUUUGGGUAUAAACAGAGAGGGAAGGCUUCUGAAGAGGCUGUGAACGUCUUCUAUCAUUAUACGUAUGAGGGGAAUGUGGACAUAGACUCGGUAACAGAUCCUGCAAUGAAAGCCUCCAUUCUGGCACAAAUCAAUCACUUUGGACAGACACCCAAGCAGCUGUUUCUCAAAGCCCAUGGCAAAAGGCGGUCUGACAGAAAGCUUCCCCCUCAUCCUCUCAAGUAUUCCCCUUAUCUUGUUCCACAUGAAAUACGGAAGAGCUCUUCUGCCAUAACUCAGAUUGUCACUGUCCAUGAGAAAAUUCUUCUGUCUGGAAUAAACAGUUUGCUCAAGCCUAAAACAUAUACCAAAUAUGUAGCGUGGGGUUUCCCAGAUUGUAGCUUGAGAUUUUUGAGCUAUGACCAAGACAAACUCAUCUCGACACAUGAGAAUCUUCAUGGAGGCAAUCAGAUUCAAUGUACUGGAAUUAGUCAUGAUGGUCAAAUAUUGGUCACAGGUGCUGAUGAUGGGUUGGUUUGUGUUUGGAGAAUAGGCACACACGGGCCUCGUGUCUCGCAGCAACUACAGUUGGAGAAGGCUUUAUGCGGUCAUUCUAGCAAAAUUACAUGCCUUCAUGUUAGUCAGCCUUACAUGCUGAUUGUGAGCGGAUCUGAUGACUGUACGGUUAUUGUAUGGGACCUCAGUUCGUUGGUUUUCGUCAGACAGUUGCCGGAGUUUCCAGUUCCUGUUUCCGCAAUUUAUGUAAACGACUUAAGUGGGGAGAUUGUGACGGCAGCUGGUAUUUUACUUGCUGUUUGGAGCAUCAACGGAGAUUGCUUGGCCGUGAUUAAUACAUCUCAACUGCCAUCUGAUUCUAUUCUCUCGGUGACGAGCUGUACAUUUUCGGAUUGGCAGGACACAAACUGGUACGUGACAGGCCACCAAAGUGGCGCCGUUAAGGUAUGGCAAAUGGUUCACUGCUCUAACCAAGAAAACGGCCCAAGUAAAUCAACUGCCAAUCCGGCAGCUGGCCUAAAUUUAAGCGACAAGACACCAGAGUACAGGUUAGUUCUCCAUAGGGUGUUGAAAUCUCAUAAGCACCCCGUAACGGCUCUUCACCUCACGAGUGACCUGAAGCAGUUGUUGAGUGGCGAUUCCGGUGGACAUUUGCUAUCUUGGACCCUACCGGAUGAGGCCUUAAGAGCUUCCUUGAACCAGGGGUGAGAAAAAGGAUGAUAAUUAAAGUGUAAUUAUUUCCGCUGCUCAGGGCAGCUAACCUUAUUGGAUAUGCAAUGCUGGAUUUUGUCGGUCAAUUUUCUGAGAGGGCUGGCCUGGGAUUUACACAAUUUGGGCAAGGACAUGAUGAUCUAUUAAAACUGUCAAUUAGAUUUUGUUAAUACGUCGACAGGACAGUUCAUGGCUUCAUGUGCUCGGUGGUCGAAGCUUCUCGUGAGACAAAAAAACCAGAAGUGGUAGUCGUCGGCGGUGAAUUUUUUGAUUUUGUAGGAGAGGAAGCUGGUUUUUUUGUAUUGAAUGUACAUAUACUAACAGUGUGUAUUGAAGCUUGUAUAGAGGAAAAUGUACUGCGCCAGAAAUGAAGAAAGGGCAGUUAAAUGUACUCUUACCUCUACUCAGAUGGCCCUUUUAUUUUGAGGGACUUACUAGAGGGUUAGGUUAUAUAAUUAAAAGAUAUACCACCGAUGUGUCAUCAAUGUAAUUUAUUAAAUCUCAGUUGUGUUUGUAGGAAUUGUUCACUUGAA